ACAGCAAAUUUGAUUUGAUUUGAAACCCUUCCAAUUCCAAUAUAAACCCCUUUCUAUUCUUCUCACUGAAUUAUUCUUCUUCUCACCCACCGCUUACAACAUGGCUUUGCCGAAUCAGCAAACUGUUGAUUACCCUAGCUUCAAGCUCGUAAUCGUCGGUGAUGGAGGCACAGGAAAAACAACCUUCGUAAAAAGGCAUCUCACCGGUGAAUUCGAGAAGAAAUAUGAACCAACUAUUGGUGUGGAAGUUCACCCUUUGGAUUUUUUUACAAACUGUGGUAAGCUUCGGUUCUACUGCUGGGAUACUGCUGGACAAGAGAAAUUUGGUGGACUCAGAGAUGGAUAUUAUAUCCACGGGCAAUGUGCAAUAAUCAUGUUUGAUGUUACUGCCCGAUUAACAUACAAAAAUGUUCCUACCUGGCACCGUGAUCUCUGUCGGGUCUGCGAAAACAUCCCAAUUGUUCUUUGCGGUAACAAGGUUGAUGUUAAGAACAGGCAAGUGAAGGCAAAGCAGGUUACUUUCCACAGGAAGAAGAAUUUGCAGUACUAUGAAAUAUCUGCUAAGAGCAACUAUAAUUUUGAGAAGCCUUUCCUGUACCUUGCCAGGAAACUUGCAGGUGAUCCUAACUUGCACUUUGUAGAAUCUCCUGCAUUGGCUCCACCAGAAGUUCAAAUUGAUUUGGCUGCACAACAACAGCAUGAAGCCGAGCUAGCCGCAGCUGCUAAUCAACCUCUUCCUGACGAUGAUGAUGAUGCAUUUGAGUAGGACGUUUGCUUCUCUGAGCCAUAUUUUCCCGAGUUUUUACUGGUAUUUGUGUAUGCUGCUACAUAUGUGUUUUUGGUGGUUGUAUUAUUGACAUUUUUGGACGUGGAUUUGAGGAUUUAAAUUCAAUCUCUAUGAUAUGUUUUACUUAAAUAUGAAAAUCUCCUUAGCCAACCAUGUUAUUCAGU
Molecule: messenger RNA, 951 nt
Organism: Abrus precatorius (Indian licorice)
Lineage: Eukaryota; Viridiplantae; Streptophyta; Magnoliopsida; Fabales; Fabaceae
Product: GTP-binding nuclear protein Ran-3-like
Exons: 8
Coding region: 101-766 (221 amino acids)
Biological process (GO): ribosomal subunit export from nucleus; protein import into nucleus
Cellular component (GO): cytoplasm; nucleus
Molecular function (GO): GTP binding; GTPase activity
Source: RefSeq, a predicted model, not a curated record